This is a messenger RNA of Echinostoma caproni, 369 nucleotides long. Lineage: Eukaryota; Metazoa; Platyhelminthes; Trematoda; Plagiorchiida; Echinostomatidae. The record is from the annotation of a GenBank genome assembly.
AUGUACUACCGAGGUGCACAAGCAGCGAUAAUUGUUUUUGACAUAACGAACUCCAGUUCUUUCGAGCGAGCAAAAGGAUGGGUCAAAGAACUGAACGAACGGGCAAACACGGUCAAGGUGAUUGCGCUGGCCGGAAACAAACUGGACUUAGCCGAGCAGCGAACAGUUUCUUCUGAAGAAGCUCAAGUGUACGCCUCGGAAUACGGUCUAAUUUACAUGGAGACCUCGGCGAAGAAUGCCACAAAUAUCACAGAGCUAUUUACGGCAGUUGCUUUACGUCUGCCACGUGACACACCAGCUAAUUCGAGCGGAGGAACGCAGUUGCUCUCGACAGAAGCAUCCGCACCGUCUCGUCAAUGUUGUCGAUAG